Ostrea edulis (European flat oyster) is the source of this 4983-nucleotide messenger RNA. Its product is annotated as leucine-rich repeat-containing G-protein coupled receptor 5-like. Gene Ontology annotation, biological process: G protein-coupled receptor signaling pathway. Bases 880 to 4875 code for a protein of 1331 amino acids. Gene Ontology annotation, molecular function: protein-hormone receptor activity; G protein-coupled receptor activity; protein binding. The transcript has 20 exons. NCBI's taxonomy places the organism in Eukaryota, Metazoa, Mollusca, Bivalvia, Ostreida, Ostreidae. The record is from RefSeq and is a predicted model, not a curated record. Gene Ontology annotation, cellular component: membrane.
AUCAUCAAAAACGCUUCAGCAUUUUGUAUGAGGAAAGUGAUCUCUUUUCAAAAUUAAAUUUUGUUCUCUCGAAAAUCACAGUAUUCGAUUCCAAUAGCCCGAGGAUUAAAAACAAACGGUGACUGGUAAUAAAAUGUAUUGGUGCCAAAAUCUGUAAUCUGAUUAAGAAAUGUGUCAAAAAUGUUAUUUAAAGGAUACUGAAAAACGUCAGACUCCAUGGAAAGUGUUCAGAAAGUAAUCCCUCAACGCCAACAAACAGAACAUUGCAUUAUGAUAUAAAGCCGUAUGGAUGUCAUUGUUUGUAUCGAAGUUAUCAUAGAUUGGCAACAUUCGGAAUAGGCUAUAAGUACAAGCUUUGCGCGUCCAGAGAAAAAAGAGCGGGCUGAAAUUCCGGGAAAGAGAUGUUGCAAUUGACAGAGACCGGCAGCAAUCAUGCUAAAGACAAUCAUUCCUGACAGGCCGAGUGAGAUAGCCGUGUGUCUGUUGUAGCCAGAUGAAGGGUGUUCUGAAUCAUUAGUUGAUAGUGUCGAUUCCUUUGCGCUUCUAAAGGUGAACAGUAGUCAUCAUUUGCUUCUAUCGUUUUAUGACAUUCACGUGUUUAAAACACAUAUGAGGAUAAUUUUGCAGUCAAUGAAAGAGCGAUGCGUCCUGUAAAUCCUACCAGGGACAGGUCGGAAGUCAUUUCUGACCCCCGAGUACUCUAGCCCCCUGUUUUCGUCAAAUCUUAGCCAGAUAAGAUGUCCAGUUGUUCUGUAUUAGGAAUCUUUAUCUUGUGUGAUGUUCAACAGGAGACUGGGAAACCUCGUUCUAUGUAUUUGAAGAGCAGAUAAACCCAGAUAAAAUGACCGUUAUCUCUAUGCCGAGUGCAGUACUGGGUAAAUGUUUGUCUGUACCCGAUUAGAUUCUGAUUUUCAGUUUGUUUUGGUCGAUUCGUCCUCAUUUCUUGUCCACAUUUACCCGACAAGGAUUUACUCUUUAUGUGGGAAUUGUGCAGUAAUUUUGAGAUUAGCUAUGCAUCUCUGCAUCCCCGGAAUACUAACAGUGAUCACUACAGUGCAGGUGCUUGGAGCGACAGCUCAACUGGUCUGUCCCCAAAGAUGUUACUGUCCUUCCUCGGAAAUUGUCGAGUGCUCUGGAAAGAAUUUGACCACUAUCCCGGACAAGAUGGAUUCUAACAUAAGAAAUCUAGAUCUCAGUAUGAAUAAUCUGACGCUGCUGCCAGACCAAGCCUUUUCGGGAUACCGGCACUUGGUAGCUUUACGACUUGCUGGCAAUGGAAUUACCUCAAUAUCUGAGACAGCCUUCCAGUUCUUGUACCAGCUGGGGUCCUUGUAUCUUAUGGGGAAUAAUCUAAUGUCUCUAAAUGAUUCCACCUUCCGGCAUCUGUACCGACUGACGGAGCUGUUCCUUGAUGCCAAUAAGAUUUCAUCUAUAUCCAGUAACAGUUUUGACGGGCUUUAUGGUUUGUUGUAUUUGCGAUUGGACGCCAAUAAUCUCUCGGCCAUUCCGACAGAAGCCCUAAGCAGAUUGGAACGGUUACAAGCGCUAGAUCUCUCCGUGAACAGAAUUCAACAAAUCGAAGACUUUGCCUUUGCCAACAACACAAACCUUGGUUCCUUGGCUCUUCAUGACAACAGAAUUUCGCUUGUUUGUGACCAUGCCUUUGAAGGACUUCACGUUUUAACAAGUUUAGAGCUGCAGAGAAACCGACUGACACACAUCCCUGCCGGAAUAGUGGCACUACCAGACCUCAUGGACUUAAAUCUGGAGAACAACCGAAUCCAGUUCAUCCCAAGUCACGUCUUUGCACUGAACAAAAACCUGAGAGACAUUAAGCUACGAGGCAAUCCAAUUUCAUCCUUUGGCGUCAAUGCUUUUCAAGGACUUCCGUGUCUGAGAGAAUUAACGAUAUCGGAAGCGCGGGACCUGGAGCACUUUCCUAACGUCACGGGGUCCUCCAAGUUAGAGUUACUCAGACUGGAUAGAGCUAGCAUAUCAGAGAUUCCGUCCGAUCUCUGCCAAACUCUACCAAAUCUAAGUACUCUAGAUUUGCAUUCCAACAAGAUCUCCCGGAUUCCAUUACUGGAAUAUUGUCACAAUCUGAAACAAUUAAACCUUGGCAAUAAUAAGAUAGCAUCUCUGGAGGGAAGUCCAUUUGUGAACGCCAGUCGCCUGCAAGACUUGACAUUAUCGCAUAACUAUGUACCUUUUAUUGGAAAUAGAGCGUUCAAAGGACUACAGAAACUGGAGUACUUAGAUUUACAGUUCAACCUGAUAGCGGAGAUUGAGCCCUAUGCCUUUAAGCCUCUUGAAUCUCUCAUUGAUUUAAACGUAGCCGAGAACGACUUCCCAAGGCUUCCUACGGACGGAUUAAUACACCUUAAGUUUCUGAAGACGUUCCACAACAAGAAUCUCCAAGAACGUAUAGACCCGGAGAACCUUCCUUACAUCCAGAACCUAGUGCUGUCCUACGCUUACCAUUGCUGCAGUUUCAUCAACGCCAGAAAAGCUGAUGGUGGGUCCAAGGUUACAGUGGAUGAAGAAGUCAUUUGGUUGCACAAUCCGAACAAGACGGAUCACAGUUUGUGGGGCCAUCACACCUUAUUCUCAUUAGAAAACCAAACAUUGGUGGAUUUUCCUAUCGAUUUCCCGAACUAUGACGUACAUCUUCCGUCAUUUGAGUCAGACGACAAGAUUCCCGUGAUUGAGUCCAUUCCAACAGAUCAUAUGGCACGAGUCCAGCCUCCUAUCAAGUGUGAACCUGUACCAGGCCCCUUCCUUCCCUGCGAUGAUCUCUUUGGAUGGUGGUCCCUCCGUUGCGGCGUGUGGAUUGUUUUCCUUCUAGCUGUUCUCGGAAAUGGAAUCGUUCUCUUUGUAUCCAUUACAGCCAGGUCUAAAAUGGCCAUGGAUGUCCCUAGAUUUCUCAUAUGUAACCUUGCUUGUGCAGACCUUAUGAUGGGAGCUUAUCUGGGAAUUUUGGCCAUUCUUGAUGCCUCAACGCUAGACGAAUUUCAAUUUUACGCCAUAAAGUGGCAGAGAAGUGGUGGCUGCCUGACUGCUGGUUUCUUGGGCAUAGUCUCCAGUAUGCUUAGUGUCUUCACUUUAACUGUUAUCACUGUGGAGAGGUAUUAUGCCAUUUCAAAUGCAAUGCAGCUCAAUAAAAGAAUACGGCUAAAACAAGCAGGAAUAAUAAUGAUUUUUGGGUGGGCUUUCGCAAUCACCAGUGCCAGUCUACCUUUCUUUGGAAUCAGUGACUACAGAAAAUUUGCCAUCUGCCUUCCAUUCGAAACAUCAGAUAGAGCCUCUUUAGCAUACGUGUGUUUCCUGAUGCUCUUCAAUGCCGUAUCUUUCAUCAUCAUUGUGAUCUGCUACAUUAAGAUGUACUGUUCCAUUAUGGGCUCCAACGCUUGGAAUUCCAAAGAUUUUCGUAUCGCCAAACGCAUGGCUAUUCUCGUCUUUACAGACUUUCUUUGCUGGGCUCCAAUCAUUUUCUUCUCAAUUACGUCUGCCUUCGGAGAGAAUCUGAUUGGCCUGAAUGAGGCGAAAGUGCUUACAAUUUUUGUUUUGCCUUUAAACAGCUGUGCAAAUCCAUUUCUAUAUGCCAUUUUCACUAAACAGUUCAAAAGAGAUUGUGUGAAAUUGUGUAGAAGAAUUGAAGAGUCUUCCUUGACUCGCAGUUUUUCAAAUCUUAAUAGCCGAAGGGUGUCAUUUGGUUCUUCGUGGAGACAGUCUCAGUUACACAGUGCAUUUCAUACAGAGAAACGCAGCAGUAUUACGAACUCGGUAUCUGGUGGCAGUGUUGGAGGGGGCCCAAGUCAAGUGCAAGAAACCAACAGUGGCUUGUUUGAAAACAACGAAAGAAGUAAAGUCGGUGAUGUGAAGUUCAGUGUUGUAGAAAAUAAAAAUCAGAAAGAAAAUAAGUCAUCUGAUCUGCCAAACCCCAAUGAUGUCCAUUCAUUUUGUAAUUGCAUUGGAGAAUCUGGACAUCGAGAGGUUUCAGAUGAUGGGGGUGGUCUCGAGACAGCCAUAGUUAUUCAUUUAAAUGACAAAAGUGACCAGAUUUUACAAGUCCAUACCACAGAAAAUGGAAAGUGUCCAAAAACUUCGAAAGGCAAAUCUCAUCCGAAGCGAUUACAUUCUUGUGCGACUCAAAUAACGAAUAUUGAGAAUGAAGACACGUCAUCAACAGAAGAUAAUGACGUUACAUUACUCAAACAAGUUUCCGACAUGCCAAAACGUUCUUUUACAGAUCAUUUUAAGAAACGCAAAGUAAAGAACGAUUCGAUAAGUUUGACACCUUUAGCGGUAAAGCAGCAUGGGAGGUCUGCUCCUAAUGUUCAAAUGCCCGAAAGUAAAGGAGUAUUGGUUCUACCAACUGCGAAAGGCACGGACAAAACUUCACACAUAAAUGAAUGGAGAAAGUCUUCACAUUUAAAUUACAUAUGGACAAAUUCUUUAGCCAUAGAACAAAGAUUUCAGUCGUAUAAAUCUAACAGUUUAGUAGACUUAUCAUUCACAAAAAAAGGAUUUGAGGGAUCACCAUGUAAGAGGCGAAGUUUAUCGUCACACCAUGAGGGAUAUAUCUUGCUUAAGAAUAGCAACAGAGAUUCUGCAUACGAGGAUGAAGAGGAAAUGAUUGAAUAUAAUAAUUGCAAAACAUAUACUAUGAGUCACUCUAAGUCUGUGACUCCCAAACAUAUGUCACAAUCACCUGAUGACAGAUAUGAACUUCAGACCUGUGAGAAACGACAAACGGUGGGUGACAUCUGUCAAUCAAAUGCCAGCGAGCGUAGUCAUUUGCUUUCAGUGUCUAAUACGUGUUCACCAAGACGGGAAGUGUGUGAUAAAGAAAGUGGUUUUAGUUCUGAAGCGUAACUAUCAAGAUGGGUACCUUACUGGUACAAACAGAGUAAUGGUGUAAUGGAGGAUGGGUUUUCCCAAUGUCUUUCAGAUAAUUCUGAAAUAAAAUAUAUUUUCAUGCCA